AUGGCCGUUUUGAUCGUACGUCGAGGUCAGCUGUUGGACGCGGUGGAGUGCGGGGGCUACGAGGCCAAGCUGCACGCCGUAGACGAUGAUGGCGACGUCGAGCUUGUCGACCCCGAAGUGAAGGCAGCCAAGAUGAGAGCGGCGAUCAAAAGCGCUAGGAAGGUAUUCUUGUUGAGCCUGGUGUUCUCCUUGCCAUUGAUGGCGGUUAGCAUGGGCUUCCGGAGCAAGGCUAAAGGAGGUCUGAGCGAAGUCCUAUUCACUGAAGUGGCGCCCGGCCUGUCGGUGCGGUCAAUCAUCGAGUGGGUCUUGGCUACGCCUGUUCAGUUCGGCUGCGGCGCGAGGUUUUACAGGUCGGCGGCGAAGGAUCUGCGCAACAGGGCCCUCGGCAUGAACUUCUUGGUUGCGGGAGGCACGACGGCCGCCUACCUCUACAGCGUCGUCCUCGUCCUCCUCGCCGUCUCCACCGCUCAGGCUAGCCCUCACCUGCCGGUUAUUCACCCCCAUAUUUUCUCCCAGGCGCACUCGGCGAUGCUCUUCUUUGAAACGUCGGGUGUCCUGAUUUCGUUCGUGCUUCUCGGGAAGUGGCUGGAGCUGAUGGCCAGGGGGAAGGCUUCGAACGCGGUCGGGAAGCUCCUGGAUCUCCGUGCGGACCGGGCCGUGCUCGUCUCCGACUGGCCGUUGUGCGAGCUCUCGGGCGAGAAGGACGAGGACGCUUCUGCUUUGGUCGUGGGGGACGUGGUCAAGGUCGUCAGGGGCGCCAAGGACGACGAAGUAGUUGAGUUUUUGUUUCUCGUCAUUUUUUUGCGCCCGUUCUUGACCCGAUUUAAGGUGCCGGCCGACGGCGUGGUGUUGCGAGGUAACGCUGCCGUGGACGAGAGCAUGGUCACAGGAGAGUCCAUGCCGGUCCACAAAGAAGAGGGGUCGGAGGUCAUCGGUGCGACGGUGUGCAGCGAGGGUUUGGUGUACGUCAGGGUCACCCGCACAGGGAAAGCCUCCGCUUUGCACCAGAUCGUCAGGCUUGUCGAGCAGGCACAGGGAUCGAAGGCGCCCAUCCAAGCGGUCGGCGACCGUGUUGCGGCCGUGUUUGUGCCAUGCGUGGUGUGCCUCUCGCUGCUUACCCUCGUCGUCUGGCUUGCGCUAACCAUGUCCGGAGCGGUUCCUAGGCACUGGUACCGGGACCAGCCCGGGAGCCCAGGACCCGCGCUGUUCUCGUUUAUGUUCUCUCUCGCCGUGAUGGUAAUCGCGUGCCCCUGUGCCGUGGGGCUGGCAGCCCCUACUGCCAUUCUGGUGGGCACGGGAGUGGCGGCGAGGCACGGCGUUCUCGUGAAGGGGGGAGCCGCGCUGGAGCGAGUGAGCGAGCUCAAGAGGGUCGUGUUCGACAAGACGGGCACCCUGACCAUGGGAAAGCCGAGGGUGACUGAAGUAGCCUACGUUCAAUCCAAUGGCCUCACCGAGGCCCUGUCCAAGCAGAAGGGAGGGGACGGCGACAGCUUAUCCCCCGGUGGAGGUCUCGGCCUCCUCCCUCCUGCCCAAGAGGUGCUCCGUCUCGUCGCCAGCGCGGAGCGGGGUAGCGAACACCCCCUUGCAAAGGCCAUUGUAGAAUUCCACUCAUCGGCGUUCCCCCAGGCAGAGGGGAACGAUUCAGAGCGCCCCCGGGCUGGUCGGCUGGAGAUGCCGGAGGAUGGGAGCACGGCCGCGGUGUCCGGCAAGGGCCUCUCCUGCACAGUCCGAGGCCUCAAGGCGAGAAGAGAGCGACAAAAUCCCCUGCGUCCCUACCUACCCGUGCAUCUCCUUUUGUCGCCCUCGAAAUCCCCUCCCUCGAAAAGUGCUGAACACCCCGUUCCUACCCUGCUUGUUCUGUUCGUUUGGGUUUUGUCCGGGUUGUUUAAGAGCUCCGGACGGACCGUGGUGAUUACCGCCAUCGAACGCCACGUGGCCGGUGUCUUCGGGCUGGUGGACACCCUCCGUCCUGAGGCGAAGGGGGUCGUUUCCGAGCUCACGGGUAUGGGUCUCGAGGUGUGGAUGCUGACGGGCGACAACCGGCGGGCAGCCCACGAGGUGGCGAGGAGGGCAGGAAUACCGCCGCACCGCGUCUGCGCCGAGGUGCUUCCCGGGGACAAGGCUUCCAAGAUCGAGGAGCUCCAGGAGGAUGGAAAGGCGGUCGCGAUGAUCGGGGACGGAAUCAACGAUGCACCGGCGCUCGCAACAGCGGACGUGGGCAUAGCCGUCGGCGGUGGGACAGACGUGGCCGUCGAGUCGGCGGAUGUGGUUUUGAUGGGAUCGAGCAUUUGGGAUGUCUUCACCUCGCUCGACCUCUGCCGGACCAUCCUUGCUCGGGUCCGCUACAACUACUUCUGGGCCCUCUUGUGA
Molecule: messenger RNA, 2370 nt
Organism: Ectocarpus sp. CCAP 1310/34
Lineage: Eukaryota; Phaeophyceae; Ectocarpales; Ectocarpaceae
Source: the annotation of a GenBank genome assembly